AUUCAGCCGUGAGAGGCAGAAAUGGGACAAGAUUACUACGCGGUGCUGGAAAUAACGCGCAGCGCUGGGGAUGCGGACAUUAAAAAAGCGUAUCGGAAAUUGGCAUUAAAGUAUCACCCGUUAAAAAACAAAGAUCCUGGAGCACCGCACCGAUUUAAACAGAUUGCUGAAGCCUAUGACGUGCUGAGUGACCACAGAAAAAAAGCCACUUAUGACAAGUUUGGAGAAGAGGGUCUCAAGGGUGGGAUCCCCCAAGAAUUUGGAGGUGAAGAUGCCUGGACCACCGGCUACGUCUAUCAUGGGGACCCUAACAAAACCUUUAAGGAGUUCUUUGGGGGGGACAAUCCCUUUGCAGAUUUUUAUACUCCAGAGGGUGGUGAAAUAAACAACGGUUUUGGAGGUCUGCGUGGAAGAGGGGUAAAGAAACAAGACCCCCCCAUUGAGAGAGAUCUCUAUUUAUCUCUGGAGGACCUGUUCUUUGGCUGCACCAAGAAGAUUAAAAUUUCUCGAAGAGUAAUGAACGAAGAUGGACAUACAUCCAGUAUAAGGGACAAGAUCCUCUCAAUUGAUGUGCGACCUGGCUGGAAACAGGGCACAAAAAUUACUUUUCCAAAAGAAGGUGACCAGGGUCCCAACAUUAUCCCAGCAGAUAUCAUCUUUAUUGUGCAAGAAAAGAACCACCCUCGGUUUAAGAGACGGGGAAAUGAUUUAAUCUACACGUCACAGCUGUCUCUGGGGAAGGCACUAAUUGGCUGUACGGUGGAAGUGGAGACACUAGACGAGAGAAUACUGAACAUACCUAUAAAUGACAUAGUGCAUCCCAAGUACACCAAGGUGGUGCCAGGAGAGGGCAUGAGGCUGGCCAAGGACCCCAGUCAGAGAGGAGAUCUCAUAAUAGAAUUUGAUAUUCAAUUCCCAGAGCACCUCACCCCCCAGAAAAAGCAUUUGCUACAGCAGGCUCUCCUCUCCUAGAUAUUAUAGCGCCGCUCUGCUGGUGACUAGUUGUUCACUUUUAUUAUAUUAAACAUAAUGCUACACUCUGGUUAUAUAUCUGUGUAAGCAGCACGUCUGCUAAUUAAACAAAUGUGCCUUGGUAUUUGGUUAAGCAGACAUUCUAAUGCAAAAACAUGUAUUUUCUCCAUUACUGACCCUAUCUAACUACAUGUUUAACCCAUUCAAAGGGGCUUAACACAUAAUUUACAUUCUGCACUGCAGUGCUUAAAGGGACACUGAAACCAUUUUUUUUUCUUUAGUGAUUCAGAUAGAGCAUGCAAUUUUAACUUUCUAAUUUACUCCUAUUCAUGUUUUCAUUAUCUUGCUAUCUUUAUUUGAAAAAGCUAAAGAGCCAGACAUUUUUUGGUUCAGACCCUGGACAGCACUUGUUUAUUGGUGGGUGAAUUUAUCCACCAAUCAGCAAGAACAACCCAGGUUGUUCACCAAAAAUGGGCAGGCUUCUAUGAAUAACAUUCUUGCUUUUCAAAUAAAUAUAGCAAGAGAAUGAAGACAAUGUGAUAAUAGGAGUAAAUUAGAAAGUUGCUUAAAUUGCAUGCUCUAUCUGAAUGGCGAAAGAAAAAAAUUGGGUUCAGUGUCCCUUUAAGCUGGUGAUUGGCGAGUCGUACUGCUGCCGUUUCUAAUUAGCUAACCACUCAUGUUGUCCUCAGAAACUGCAAUGUUUGCAGUUCGAGUGGCGCCUUUGCUGUGGUUAAACACAUAGGCUCCCAGUUAUUUAUAUGCGGGCAGAUAAGAUUCCCAAGCAGGAAACCUGUCUGCUUAACAAGAAGAAAGCAGCAGGUGCAGCCCCACCCCUGCUCUCACAUGAUUGGUUGUCAGUCACCCUGAGCGAAUUAGACGUUAGACAAAUGAGUGAGCCUGCCCUGCAAGGUCUCCAUCACUGCAUCCGCGACCUCGGAAAUGAAGCCCAUAGUAAGAUCGAGCCAGUAAUGCUGAAAAAUGACUAUAAGAUUGUUUGUUAAUGUCUUGUUCUUCUUGCUACAAUGAAUGACUUGUUUGCUUUGCUGCACUAAAACUCUAAUAUUAUUAGCUAUUUCCAAUUUCUAAGACCGAGGAUUAAACAAGCUUUUAAUAUCUCACCUUUCUAAAGAUGUGAAAUGAAAAACAAAGCUGAGAACUUCAGUGAAUGUAACUGGAGGGUAAAUGAAAGUAUUAUUAAGAUUUAAAAAUGUUAACACCCCUUUAUAACCCCCCUUUAUAAAGUUAAUAAAAGUCAUAAAAGGGGGGAAAUUAAUAAAUGAGAAUAAUUGAAAAUAUUUAUCUAGAAAAAUACAGCAAGUUAUUAUUCCAGGUUUUCAAUAAUGUACCUGAACCUAGAACCUUUAUUCUUGUUGUUUUUCUGUUUUUGUCAUUGUUAUCCUAUAGGUUAUUAAAGUUUAAUAAAAUAAAAACUUUAAAAAUGG
This is a messenger RNA of Bombina bombina (fire-bellied toad), 2414 nucleotides long. It is a transcript of the gene DNAJB13, whose product is annotated as DnaJ heat shock protein family (Hsp40) member B13. The record is from RefSeq and is a predicted model, not a curated record. NCBI's taxonomy places the organism in Eukaryota, Metazoa, Chordata, Amphibia, Anura, Bombinatoridae. Gene Ontology annotation, molecular function: protein-folding chaperone binding. The transcript is spliced from 8 exons. Gene Ontology annotation, cellular component: cytosol. The coding region runs from base 22 to 972 and encodes 316 amino acids.